CUUUAAGCUAUUUUAAUUAAUUAAAUAUUAAAUUAAUUAUUUAAAAAUAUUUGUAACGUAGAUUCUCAGCCUAGAGGUAGAUUUCUAUCGAUUUUUUAUGCAACCCUCUUAUCUUUUAGGCCCUAAAUCCAACCGUUCUUGUAGUGAAAAAAACGUGAGAAAAUAUCGCCGAAAACUCAAACAAACCAAAUUCAUUGGCCGCUUGUCGAACGAUUUAAAAAUAAAAUUAAUAUUCCCUCCAAAAAAAAAAUAAAUUAGAUUCAAAAGUCGACGGUUAUGAGAUGAAAAGAGAGGAAACGAUUGUUUACCUGCAAAUGAGGUCUCGGGAUUGGUCAAAACCUUUUGGCGCGCGCGACGCUAGCGACAAAACGGAACGCUUCGGAAUCACCUCUCCGUGCCGGUCCAAAGACAGCUUGUGAGUUCGUAAGUUGAUUUUAAAUUGCAUCACAAAAAAUACAAACAUGUCUGACGACGCAUCACCAGCACCAGUAAAGAGGGGCCGCAAGGCAGCAGCUGACAAGGUUGAGAAAGUCGUUGAAAAAGCAGAGUCCAAGAAACGCACCAAGAAGGAGGUUACAAAGAAUGACGCAGCUGCCGAAGGUGACUCAGACGGUGCAUCCCCAGCCAAAAGAGGCCGUGGCAGGCCAAAGGGAACCAAAAAGAAGGCUGCAGCCAAGGCUAAACCAGCUGCCAAAGGAGGACCAGGACGUCGUGGCCGACCAAAGAGGAAAGAGGAGGAACCAAAAUCCUCAGAAGAAGACGGCGAGGAAAACGAAGAUGGCGAAGGCGAAGAUGACGAGUAAACCUUUUAAUAAAAUAAUCAAUAAAUUAUUAAUAAGUUUUUAAGAGAAAUUAGUAGCCUGGAAUUAUCAGUAUGGGACGGUCUUGAUUUUAUUAAUGUAAAGUAAAUAUUUUAAUCACCAGAUUCUAUAUGAGUAUUAUUGCUUUGUUUUUGGUUCAAAUCAGUAUUGAUUGAAACUUUAAUUGUACAACUGGUUCUUGAACUGGUAGUUCUGAUACGAACCAAAACAAAGCUAUUAAUUAUGUGUACGUACAAUCUAGUGACUGGUGGUUUUAUCUCAUUCCAUUUAAUUUUCGUUUUGUAAUUAUUUUUAAAGUGUAAAAAAAGCCAAAUUUGACCGGCUUUGCCAUACUUAUAGUUUUUAAGUUUGUUCCGCGUUUUUAUUAUUACUUAUUUAACUGCUCAAUAGGUUAGGUUUAGGUGCUGACUAUCGAUUUAGCCAGAUAGAUAAUAAAGUAUUUUGUAAAAACAGUCAAAUUUUUUUGAUAUAAGUAAAACGUGUUUGACUAAACCUGACCUAGAAGCACCUCUGAUAGAUUUUAAGUUAAUUCUAAAUGUGUAAUAAUGACAAAAAAAAAAAAUGUGUGUCCUCAACUAUGAGAAUUUGAUAAUCUAAAUUCCUUUUCGUAAUAAAUAGACCUUACAGAA
Ceutorhynchus assimilis (cabbage seed weevil) is the source of this 1450-nucleotide messenger RNA. The record is from the annotation of a GenBank genome assembly. Lineage: Eukaryota; Metazoa; Arthropoda; Insecta; Coleoptera; Curculionidae.